This is a messenger RNA of Oreochromis niloticus (Nile tilapia), 2487 nucleotides long. RefSeq names its product cytosolic sulfotransferase 2. Gene Ontology annotation, molecular function: sulfotransferase activity. NCBI's taxonomy places the organism in Eukaryota, Metazoa, Chordata, Actinopteri, Cichliformes, Cichlidae. The transcript has 9 exons. Bases 912 to 1793 code for a protein of 293 amino acids. The record is from RefSeq and is a predicted model, not a curated record.
GCCUCUGAACACGCCUUCCCCUCCGCUCUUCCUUUGUCUUCGGUCAACAGUAACAUAGCUUCCACCGGCACCCUGGUGACCAACACCACUGGAGGUGGUCGUCGUUAACCUGGGCCCCGACCGAUCCGGUAUGGAAAUCUCAUAAUUGAUGAUCCGCAUGUUUGAUUUGGCAAAGGUUUUACGUCGGAUGCCCUUCCUGGCCGAAGAUGUGGGUACAAUUUAUGACGGGGAACACCGGCACUAGGACUACUCUGGCUUGUGGCCCCCUCGUGGCUGUGUUGAUAUUUUAAUUUUAUACCAGUCAUUAUUGUAUUUGAUCUUUCGUGCAACAUGUUAUGAUCCCUGAAGCCAUGGCUCAGAGGGACCUAACAUAUGAGAUGCCAGCGCGCUUUUAUAGUUCAACAAAUAUGUAAUAGUAGAAAAAUAAUUACAUAAAAAGACCGAGAUGGGAGGCUGGGGCAUAAACAAACAAAAGGGAAAGAUCAUCAACCAACCAGACACUCGGGAUUCUACAUUAAUCCCUAAGCUACUAUUAGCAAAACCAAACAAAAAGAACCAAAACCAAAAACAAGAUAGGCGGAUCCAAGUAACAAUAACCAGCACUGCAACAGCAGCUGCAAAUUAACGCUGGUGCUGAUGGAGAUGAGAGAGAGCGAGGGGGAGGGAAAAAGAAAACUCUUGUUCUGCUUUUUCAAGCCUUAUACAAAAUUUGGUUAACAUUUAUAGCCAAUGCCAACAUGGCAGGAAACCAGUAUCAGGAUGCACAACAAAACAAUCAAACUUCUUGUUUUUCCUGUUUGAUAUUUUUACUGAUUUCAGGACGCUGAUUGUGUGCGCUACAGCGAGUAUUACGCAACAAGCAGACUUCUGGGAGAUCCGGAUCCAGCCCAAGUGUAAUACUAAUCAUCAGGAUGGAGGUGACACCUCGGCCAAAACUGUUUGACUUCCACGGAGUCUCCAUGACCAGGAUGUUCACUGACAACUGGGAUAACGUACAGAACUUCAAAGCAAGACCAGAUGAUAUUGUCAUUGCUACUUACCCUAAAGCAGGAACCACAUGGAUCUCUUACAUCCUAGAUCUUCUGUAUUUUGGGCACAUGGGUCCAGACCGUCAGACAUCCCUCCCUAUUCAUGAACGAGUGCCCUUCCUGGAGCUCUACGUACCUCCUAUGCUUAUAGGUGCAGAAAUGGUGGAGAAACUUCCCACCACUCCUCGUCUCAUUAAGACUCAUCUACCCGUCCAGUUUAUACCCAAGUCGUUCUGGGAGCAGGGCAGCAGGAUAAUAUAUGUGGCCCGCAAUGCAAAGGACAAUGCAGUGUCCUUUUACCACUUUAAUCGGAUGAACUAUGCUCAGCCAGAAGCAGGAGAAUGGAGCACCUUUCUGCAGGAUUUCAUGGAAGGAAAGAGGGUUUUCGGAUCAUGGUAUGACCAUGUGAACAGCUGGUGGGAAAAGAAGCAAAGUUAUUCAAAUCUUCACUACAUGUUCUAUGAAGAUUUGAUUGAGGACUGUGGACAGGAAAUAGACCGACUGUGUUCCUUCCUUGGUUUGUCUCCUUCAGCUGAAGAGAAGGAAAGAAUCAUUACCAGUGUGGCGUUUGACAGCAUGAAGCAAAACAAGAUGACCAACUAUACCACAGUUCCAGUGAUGAACCAAGAGGUUUCUCCUUUCAUGAGAAAAGGGAAAGUUGGUGACUGGAAGAACCACUUCACUGUGGCCCAGAAUGAGCAGUUUGAUGAAGACUAUAAGAAGAAGAUGAAGAAUCCUGAUUUAAAGUUUCGCUUUGAAAUUUAGAGUCCUGGCUGGGUGUAAUAUAGUCCUCAGAAGUAAUAUGUGAUUAAAUAUUUAACAAAUAAUCAAAAUAUAAGUUAAAAAAAACACAAUUUUCUUAUAUUGUGCUGAUGUGUACAAAUCACAUCAUUAAAACAAAUCUUUAUUAAGAAUAAAGAUUCUCUCUCUCUCGCUCUCUCUCUCUCUGGCUCUCUCUCUCUCUUUAUAAACACAAUGUGACCUCUUUGCUUUUAAGCAGAAAUUUAGUCCUUAGACGUAGCCAUGGUUUGGAUGUUUUAUAUUUUUAUUGAUAUGUGAUACAUCUAAAAGAGUCCCGUGACACAGCAGGUUUCAGACUGUAACCUUUUAAUUUUUCUCAUCACACUGUCCCACCAGGGUGAGGCAGAUUACCUUUCUCUCGAUGUUAAACCAUGUGUUUAAUUUGACUCUUUGAUUCUAUGAUUUUACAGUGAUGAGAAAACCCCUCAUUUUCUUUAUGUUUCACUUCCAAGCAGCCAGACUGUCUUGUAAUUUUAAAGAGAUCUUGAGCAGUAGUUCUGUUGUCUUUCUGGAAGUUUUUUAUUGGACAUCAGCUACUGAGGAAUGUGUUUGUUUGUGUGUUUGUAUGUUUUUGUUUUUUUGAUGUUUGACCACUUAACGCUGACCUGUGAAUUAUUCAAGUAUUAAAAAGCCAUCUAACUCAAGGGAUAAACCAGUC